AAGCAGACGCAGAACGCCGCCCGCCUCAGGACCGCCCUCCACGACGUCUCCCACGAACGGACGCUCGACCUCACCUUCGGCCAGCUGAGGAACGAGCUCCUCACGUCCGCGUCGCUGGAGGAGCAGUUCUCCGUACUGCAGGAGCUCCAGCAGGGGGUCGUCAAGUACAGCACCAUCAGGAGGCUCGUUUGGAGGGACCCUGACCUGAUCGAGGUGAUGCGCAGCUUCGUGAGGAGCUACAUGAAGCCGAGCGGCCCCCAGCAGGUGUCGGCGGCCGAGGAUCCCGAGGAGGCGCUGCAGAGGCGCCAGGACGAGCUCGAAAUGCUCGCCCUCACACUUGAGACGCUGGCAACCUGCACGCAGGGCACUCAGCGGUGCCCUCACAAGAUGAAGGUUCUGAAGCGCAACAAAUUCGAGUGUCUCAAAGGACUGGUUACCGAGGUCAUGGCCUGCCCGGAAGUGCCCGCCCCUUACACGCUGACCUGCACGCGCUGGCUCACGGACUUCAGAGACUUGUCCUCGCACGCCUGGGAGAACCUGCCCGAGAGCGAGCUGCUUCGUCUGGUCCAAGACGUGACCCACACGAGCACGAGCUGCAUCUACGAGCUGCUGGGGACCGUGAGCGAGUUCUCUUGGGUCGGAGGCGGCGAGCACGUGUCUGGCCAGGAGGAGAGCGUGAUCAGCUUCACCACGCUCUUCCAGCACGCGCCCGUGGAGGCCUGGCUCUCGCACAGCGUCCCUCAGCUGCUGACGCUCCUUCACCCGGAGCAGGACAGCCAGGCCACGGGCUCGGACGCCGCCCUCAUCCACCAGUACUGCAGCGUCCUGGCCACUCUCCUGCACCACAGUCCGCGCGCCCUUCAGUACUGCAUUUCUAACUAUGCGGAGGAAAUCAGGUACUACGUGCACGAGUCGGUGGUUUCGUACCGGCUCGGAGCUUCGUCGCCCAUCCUGCCUCACACGCUCAAGGUGGUUCGCUCGAUGAUGAAGCUGGUUCGACCCAAGAGCUCACUCCGCACGAGAUAGAGACACCUGUAAUUCGAACAUCACUUUUAAUUGAGAUUGUAUUACGCGGUACAAUAUGUUGU
Penaeus monodon (black tiger shrimp) is the source of this 1088-nucleotide messenger RNA. RefSeq lists its product as uncharacterized. Lineage: Eukaryota; Metazoa; Arthropoda; Malacostraca; Decapoda; Penaeidae. The record is from RefSeq and is a predicted model, not a curated record.